Messenger RNA from Coffea eugenioides, 3123 nucleotides. RefSeq names its product coiled-coil domain-containing protein 18. The record is from RefSeq and is a predicted model, not a curated record. The coding region runs from base 48 to 2873 and encodes 941 amino acids. NCBI's taxonomy places the organism in Eukaryota, Viridiplantae, Streptophyta, Magnoliopsida, Gentianales, Rubiaceae. The transcript is spliced from 4 exons.
UUUCUAUGUGGGAGUUCUGAAAGUAGAGAUAAAUUGAGGGCACAGAGAUGAAGAAACUCUUCUUUUUCAGAUCAUCUUCAGCUAAUGGUGGUACUAAUCAAGUUUCACCAAAAUCAGCUCAUAAGCAAGUCUAUUGGGAUAAACAAGCAGAUGGGAAUGACAAAUGCAGGAAUAAAAAGCAAACCACUGAAAACUGUGCUGCUAGUAGCACACCAUUUCUUAGAAGAAGCCGUUCAUCAUCAUCUGCAGCCAUCUUUGAUGGUGCGGCUAUCCAAAGUACUGGAAUUGAUCAAAUAGGGUCUCCAUGUAGUACUAGUAAUGGGUCAGUCAAGCAAUUUGGUCGCCAUUCAUCUCGUCGCACUCUGACUCCUGAGAGGCAACAUCGGACAAAGUUCUUUGAAAGUGGCACUGUUCAAAAUGGACACAGAGUCGAGAAGCGUGGUUGUGUUCCUUCUUCUGGGCUGCAAUAUGAUUCAUCAGAAUGUUCCUCUUACAGUUCGAGUAAUGUUUCAAAUGGAGUAUUGGACCGUUAUAUUGAUGGGGAAGAACAGCUGGAACAGAGCUCAUUGCAGGGUAAGUUUUCCAUGAGAAAUCAUAUUGAAAAUGUAAAUGACUUGAGAAAGCAAGCCCCAGUAGUUCAGCAUCAUGCCUCUGUUUCUCCAACCAAUGAUAGGACACGAAAACCUAAAUCUCAAUCUUUUAGAGAAAUUGAUGUAGCACAGCUUCAUCUUUCAUCAAGGGAUUGGGUGGAGAAUGGCUUUGGCAAUGAAUCUCCUAGGAAACUGGCUAAACAUGUGGUUGAGAGACUUUCCCAGGCAAAGUUUUUUCCCAAGAAAAGUUCAAAAGAAUUAGAUUCUGACGUUCCAAUCACAGUUGAAGACAUCUAUAGUGGAUCCUUAACUAGAAGUCCUAGUGGAGAUUCUGAUGGAGUUCCUCCAAAAACUUGUACACUCAAUGAUGUUAAUGGAGCUUCUGAUGGAUAUGCUUGUGAAGGAACCUCAGGUUUUACCGGUAGAAAAUGCUUCUUUGCUGACAGCUGUGAAUUCUCAAAUAACAUUGUGUCAGGAGAAGAUGCAGAUUUCAAGUUAGUUAGCAAGUUUAAGGAAGCUGAGGAUCAGGCCAUGUUUCUUUCAGAAGAGCUUGAACAAGAGAAUUUUCUUCAGCACACUGAGCUUAGUCUGCCAUCGUUGGUUCAGACAAUUAGAGGCUUGAGUGUUGAAAGGGUAAACAUGGCUUACAAUGUUUCAUCUAUUCUGAAGGAUUGGAUUGCUGAUAGGGCUUCUCUGAAGGAAGAACUUAAAGAAGUUAGGUCAGAAUUGGAUUCAAAGACUCGGAGAUUGGAGAAGGAAAAGAAUGAGUUGCAAUCAGCUCUGGAGAAAGAGUUAGACAGAAGGUCAGGUGAGUGGUCUCUUAAACUGGAGAAAUACCAGGCAGAAGAACAUAGACUUCGUGAGAGGGUAAGGGAGCUUGCAGAGCAGAAUGUCUCCCUGCAGAGGGAGGUCUCUUCUUUUUGUGAGAAGGAAACUUGUAUAAAAAGCAAGAUGACACAUUCUGAGAAGCAGGUUGAGGACCUGACUACAAAAGUCAAGGAAUUGAGAGAAGAAAAGCAAAACCUGCAGAAAAUUUUGUCUGAGCUGCAAGAGAAGUAUAGUGCAUCUGAAGAGGGUAGAGAUUGCAUGCAAAGAAACUAUGAGGAGAAGGUGAAAGAAUGCAAGGACUUGCACAGGUCUAUUACUAGAUUACAGAGGACGUGUAGUGAACAGGAAAAAACAAUUGAGGGAUUACGUGGACUUGGUGAGGAAAUUCAGAAGAAGAAUUUUGUGGAGAACAUUGAUAAGCAGCUAGGGAAACUGCAAAUGGAACAAAUAAGGUUGACGGGGCUGGAGCAUGCAUUGAGGAAGGAGGUGGAGUCUUGCAGGCUUGAAAUUGAUUCUCUUCGUCAUGAAAAUAUAAACCUACUACAUCGUUUAAAAGAUGCUGGAAAGGAGGGUGGUUUUUCAACGUUUAAGCUAGAUCAGGAAUUGUGGAAUCGUAUUUGCUGCCUGCAGAACCAAGGGCUUUCUUUCCUUGCGGACAGUGCCCAGCUGUGCAAUAAAUUACUUGAGUACAUGAAGUCAAAUGCAAAUCAGUUUACUAAAGCUGGGUUAGGCGUUGAAGACACUGGCUUAAGUAGCCAAUUUAUCAUUGAAUGUGAGGUGAAGCUCCAGGGUUUUAACAGAGGAAUUGAAAACUUAACAAAGAGUUUGUCUGUUGUCUCCACUGUGUUGCAUGAAAAGUCUCAGCCAGUCUCUUUGGAAUCUCAGUGCCCUGUUUUAGGGGUUGACACAUGUCACAGCAAUAAAAAAUCAGAGGAUAUAAUACAAUCAGAGCUCAAAGCUGAAACUUUACUAACAACUUUGUUACGGGAGAAGCUUUAUUCCAAAGAGCUGGACAUUGAGCAACUUCAAGCUGAAUUGGCAGCUGCUGUUAGAGGGAAUGAUAUUCUUAAAGCUGAAGUGCAAAAUGCACUGGAUACCCUCUCUUGCUUAACUCACAAGACGAAAGACCUUGAACUUCAGAUGAUCAAGAAAGAUGAGAAUAUCUAUCAGCUUCAAAAUGAAUUGCAAGAAUACACCAAGGAACUGACAAUUGUUAAGGGAAUUCUACCAAAAGUGUCUGAAGAGAGAGAUUUGAUGUGGGGGGAAGUUAAGCAGUAUAGUGAGCAGAACAUGUUGUUGAACCGCGAGAUCAAUAUCUUGAAGAAAAAGAUAGAGGGACUUGACGAAGACAUACUGCUCAAAGAAGGUCAGAUUUCAAUAUUGAAAGAUGCCCUGGGCAAACCCUUUGACCUGCUGGCAAGCCCAGAUUCGGCGCAUAAAUACUUGGUGAAUUGAGGGAUAAACGGUGAAUUUGUCAGGAUUGCUUAGGACUGUUCAUAUUUGUACAAAUGUUUUUGUUGGUUGGUUUUUUUAGUUCUUUGGUUAUUAUUUCUUGAAAAUGAUGUUAAGUACUGUAAGGCUUGCAAUCAACUGUGCAGUUGAUAGUGUUUUUGAGUUUGCUAAGACGAGAAAAUUAAAAACUUCUGCUAUGGAUUCAUGGGUGAAGUUCUUUUCCCCUCCCUUAGAUAUACAUAUCUUUUCUGUA